AUGUAUCGUCGAUUACCACCGGGCUACAUUACAAAAUCUACAAUAAUCGUAGUUGGGGGAGGACUGCUGGGUUAUGCCGCCACUGAAAUGCUAUGGGGCUCGGAAGUCUUCUAUGAUAGAGCGGUGAUGCCGCUUGUUCACAAGUAUACUGAUGGAGAAACAGCACACAGUCUAGCUAUUCGCGCGGCUUCCUGGGGUCUGACUCCGCGGUUCGGACCUAAUCGAAGGGAGUACGACGAGUUAGCAUGUGAGUUCCUUGGAAUGCCACUGAAAAAUCCGAUUGGAUUGGCUGCUGGUUUCGACAAAAAUGCUGAAGCAGUUGGUCCUCUGUCAGAAGCGUCGGGAUUUGGACUAGUCGAAGUUGGAUCAGUGACCCCUAUACCACAAGAUGGGAAUCCAAAACCACGAAUGUUUCGCUUGCUUGAAGACGAGGUUUGA
Messenger RNA from Haemonchus placei, 438 nucleotides. The record is from the annotation of a GenBank genome assembly. NCBI's taxonomy places the organism in Eukaryota, Metazoa, Nematoda, Chromadorea, Rhabditida, Trichostrongylidae.